Molecule: messenger RNA, 594 nt
Organism: Suillus subaureus
Lineage: Eukaryota; Fungi; Basidiomycota; Agaricomycetes; Boletales; Suillaceae
Exons: 4
Coding region: 1-594 (197 amino acids)
Source: RefSeq, a predicted model, not a curated record
AUGAAUGAGCCCACUGGUCCAAAGUCACCAAUACCCUGCGACAAUGGAAAGCGGCCCUUGGCAUUGGACAACUUGCCAACCUUCAACAACUCUGACAUACACAAAUUCGAAAUCAAGAGGUUCAAAUGGUCAUACUGUCAGACGGUAAAUGAGCACAAGCAUCAUGCGCAUGCUGAAGCUUCAAUUCAACGGUGCAACCCUACAAUACACAAGCUCGUCAUGACUUACAACAGCCUCUGUGGUAAACUCGUUGACUUAAUUCGACAAGGCAAAGCUCCUGCCGGCACUAUACCACCUCAUUCCAUCUCUCCAACUGGUAUCUUGCAGCUCAAUGUAGAUGAUGAUAUCUGGCAAGAUGCUGGACUUGAUGACUAUACUUUGGCUCCACCUGGCUGGCUAGCAGAUGAAAACACACAUGCAGCCAUUAAGUUUCAACUUGAGGUGGACCAGUGCAAUGAGGAGGGGGCUCAUAUCAUCUGUCUUGAUGGCACAGCUAUUAUGGAUGAUUCUGAGAAUGACUGGGAGUCUGAUGAUGAGAGGGAGAAUGAUGAAUUGAUAGAUCAAUUGGAGGAAGCUGCAUUGGCUGAGACAUAG